UGACAUCCCAAUCGUAAAUUUUUACUAUCUCCCUGAGAAAGUAUUUAAGCAUUUUGCACUAUUAAUUUUUAUUUAGUCACACAUUGUUUAAAAAGUGCAAGAUUAUUAACUUGCUUUUGUAUUAGACGUUAUCGCGAUUCUAGCCGAAUACUUUUGUUUGUUCCUUUUAACUGAUUAUUUUGUAUUCAUUACAUUAACGUGAAUCCGUAAGUUAUUUAUUACUUUAACCGACUGAGACGUGAGUAGAUGUAUAAAGAUAAUAGGCGUAAAACACCAAUUUAUUUUAAACUAUUCAGUUAACAAAAAAAAUGCAUUGCAGUAGAUCUGGGUCAUCUAAAUCGUUCAAGAACAUUCAGUAAUUACCUCCCAACUUCAUUACCAGACUUAAUGGCUUAGUGUCAUCAUUUUAUUAAGCGAAAUAAAAGAUAAGAUUGCGCUAUCUCCUUAACAAGCAUUCUUGUACGAUUUACUGAUAAUAAAGUAACUGUUCUCCUACUUGCAGCAGGUUUUGUGUGCGUUUCGCUUCUACCAAUAGAGUACGUUAAAUACAACAUAUUUUUACAUGCUGCUGUGAUAGUGUUUUAUAUGUUCCACGUCUCAGUUUAAAUGGUAAUUCAACACAAUUAGUUUAACUGAAGGAUGAAUGCUCAUUUGUUAAGCAAUUACGUCCUGUAGUGUUAUACAGCAGUUGACAGAAACUGUCCAGACCAUAAACAAUAGUCAUUUUCGUUUAGCAAUAAAUAAUUAUGACACUCAGUCUGGAUACCAUUAAAAAUUUCCUGGUAUCGAGAAACCUGGUGCAAUCUGGAUCGUCGAUAGAAGAUCCCAAACCGGAAUUGGGAUUUAAAUUGUCCCAUAAUGAACACACAAAACAGCUAAAAGUCAAAGUGAUAGGAGCUAGACAUCUCCCGACAUCCUACGGAAGCAUACGUCCUGAAGGAUAUCUUGUUAAGGUAAAAGUGUAUCCUGGAAGUGAAAAACUUGAAACUCAAAUGGUCAAAGAAUCAUGGCCAACAUUCAAUCAAGAAUUCACUUUUGAUCUCCUACAAAUGUCGUCUGCAAAGUCCACGGAUCAGUUUGUAGGCAAAUUUGUUGUACUUACAAUCUAUGCCAUUCUUGAAAGUCAAGAUUUGUGUGAGAAGUCAAAAUCAAAAAAUUCAGUUAUGAAAAUUGUUUCGACCAUAACGAGCAGAGAAGGCAUCAGGAGAGAUGAUAAAACUAGGAGAAGUAAAAGGAUAUCGUUAUCCAAUAGGAGGACAGUUGGCGCUGUGACCUACAAUCUUGAACCCAAAUUAUUUACUCAAAAAUUACGAAAUAAUUGUCUAACAACUCCGGAUAUCUGGAGAGAAGUACAGACAAUAUCUAGCGGAAGGGAGGUUGAAUCUAGGGAAAGUAAAAAAGGCGAAUUAGAAAUCACAUUUUCUUAUUCAAAUAGCGAAGAUGGAAAUAACGACCUGCUGGAGGUAUCUUUAUCGAGGUUAAGAUGCAGUAUUAAUACAAUGCAAGAACACGAAAAAUAUGGAGGCUCAUUGUACAUAAAGAUGACUGCACAAUGUGACGGAGAAUUGUUAGCUAAGUGGAAAAGCGACCGAUUUCAACCGACGAUUAGCAUGAAAAUCGAGCCUAAAACAGCGAUUAUGCACGCUUUUAUUAAAAAAAAUCAAUUAAAUAACAUAACCAUUACGAUAAGGCUAAUGAAUAAAAACGCACUAGCGAAAAAGACGCUACUUGGAAAAAUUGAACUGAAUAUGAAAAGCGAUUUGUGGCAGAAAGUCAUACAAAAUCCGUCGAUACCGGUGACAGAAAUGAUGAGAUUCUCAUAACUCAGAUAAAUUCGUGCUCAGUAGAUUUCUAUUAAUAAUCAGAAAAUAUAUUAUUAAUUUAUUUAUUAAAGCAGUUACUUAGAUACAAUAACAUUUAUUUUUUAAUAUUAUUUGAAACAAUGGAUUAAUAGGCUGGCUUUGUCAUCCUGGCGACGAAAAUGUAAACGAAAGUAAAACCAAGAAGUCAUCUGUAGGCACUACAACAAGUUUUUCCGGGAAUAAAUAAGAUUGUUAAAAAGGCGAGUUUGCCUGAAGCUGCUUAACGUAGAUUAAAAAUGCAGAUGUUGGAGCCAAUUCUGUUUGACUGUUUCGAGCUACCACUUUUUUUGCACAAGUGACCCCAACUGCUCCUACAACAAUUUUGACUGGCUAAACCUUGUGCAAACUGACCAACAGGUUUAGCUGUCAACAGCUGAAUUUUCGAUGUUUGUGAUAUUUUAGGGCGGUGCAACGGAUGUUGCUAGCACACGUAGGUAUUAUUAGGUAUGUAACGGAAAUUAAGUAUGAUAUUAACAGCAAGUUAAUGAAUACGUGACUUGCUGAUUGGGGUGAGUUCGGCAGAAGGGGCAGCACACUUAUUAAUAUACAGAACUCUUAAACUGAUUAUUAUUGUCUCUGAAAAUGCUUGUUGUAACAUAGAUGUACAUAUACAUUACAUUUUCUGAUAACUAUUAUGUUUUUUCUCUUUUUCAAAAAAUAUACUAUUACAUGUACUAUAAUACUGAACAAUGCAUGUUUACUAACACUUCCUAAUAAUUUUGUGUUCAUAAACAAAUGUAAAAUAAAAUAUCAAAGUGUUUUUGGCAUUACUAUUCUUUUUUCAGCUAACUUCAUUUUAUAAGGUGAGAAGAAAAAGUACUUGAUUAUAGGUAAGAAUUAUACUUUAGUUUUUCUUCGUGUUAUAUGUAUGAAUAUGUACAGUACGUCAUGCUUGAAGGAAAUAUACUUGUGAAUCAUUUAA
Messenger RNA from Agrilus planipennis (emerald ash borer), 2784 nucleotides. RefSeq lists its product as uncharacterized. The record is from RefSeq and is a predicted model, not a curated record. Gene Ontology annotation, cellular component: axon; synaptic vesicle membrane; dense core granule. Gene Ontology annotation, molecular function: clathrin binding; calcium ion binding; calcium-dependent phospholipid binding. Lineage: Eukaryota; Metazoa; Arthropoda; Insecta; Coleoptera; Buprestidae. The transcript has 4 exons. Bases 747 to 1823 code for a protein of 358 amino acids. Gene Ontology annotation, biological process: calcium ion-regulated exocytosis of neurotransmitter; regulation of dopamine secretion; regulation of calcium ion-dependent exocytosis.